AGAUUUUUAUUUUUUUUAUUUUUUUUUGCUCCGCGAGGAAUGCUGCGGCUGCUGCUGUGGCUGGCCCCCGGAUCGCUGCCGCCCGGAGGAAGGAGAGAGAACCCGAGAGGAGCCUCGGCUAAAAUCACCAGAGGGGGAAGAGAAGAAGAAGCAGCGGCCGCCUAGCUCUCACCGUCUCCCUCUCCCUCUCGUGCCGCACAUCCACACAUGCACUGUUCGACACACUGCUGUGCCUUGUUGGGAAAUACAGCGCAUCGCCCCCUCGGCUUCCUUUGGCGGCUGCUGAGUGAGUGGCGUCAUCACCGGAGGAAUUUGCAAGACGCCCCCCUCCCCUCCCCGGCUGCCGGAAUCGGGAGGGUGUCCAAAAGAAGAAGAGAAACCCCAAAAGUCCACAUCAGGGCCCCCCAAUCGGCCUUGCAUCUGCAGUCCCCACUGUGUCAAGUCAAACCUGAAGAUUUAGGGUGCCGGGGACUUUCGGAAGGUUUCUUUUUUUUUAAAAAAAACUUUUUUUCCCACCUGAAGAAAAUAUCUAUCUAUAUACCUGCAUUCCCCCUCCACCCCCCACUUCCAGUUAUUGCGUUCACACGACCGGCCAACCAUGAUGUUUCGAGACCAGGUCGGCGUGCUGGCCAGUUGGUUCAAAGGCUGGAACGAAUGCGAACAGACCGUCGCUCUCCUCUCCCUCCUGAAGCGGGUGAGCCGCAGCCAGGCCCGAUUCCUUCAGCUGUGCUUGGAGCAUUCGUUGGCCGACUGCACCGAACUGCACAUUCUCGAAAACGAAGCCAAUAACCCUGGAAUUAUUAACCAGUGGCAGCAAGAAUCAAAGGACAAAGUGAUUUCUCUCCUGCUCACUCACCUGCCUCUGCUGAAACCGGGCAACAUCGAAGCGAAAGUGGAGUACAUGAAGCUGCUACCGAAAAUCCUGGCCCACUCGAUCGAGCACAGCCAGCACAUCGAGGAGAGCCGGCAGCUCCUCUCCUACGCCUUGAUACACCCCGCCACGUCCCUGGAGGACCGCAGCGCCCUGGCCAUGUGGCUCAACCACUUGGAGGACCGCACGUCGGGGACUUUCGGCGGCCCGAACCGGGGCCGGUCCGACUCGGUGGAUUACGGGCAGUCGCACUACUAUCACCAAAGACAGAACUCGGAUGAUAAGCUGAACGGGUGGCAGAGCUCGCGGGACUCCGGCAUAUGCGUGAACGCCUCCAGCUGGCAGGACAAGGGCCUGGGCUGCGAGAACGGCCACCUGCCCCUCUAUUCCUCCUCCUCCGUCCCCGCCACCAUCAACACGAUCGGAACCAGCACAGGGACGAUUCUCCCGAGCCAGACCCACCACAGCCCUCUGAAGCGGUCUGUGUCCCUUACCCCGCCCAUGACCGUGCCCAGCCAGCCUUUGGGGCACGGGUGGAUGUCUCACGAGGACUUGCGUGCCCGAGGAUCCCAGGGCCUCCCUUCCGAUCACGCGCCCCUGUCUCCUCAAAGCAGUGUAGCCUCUUCGGGAAGUGGUGGGAGUGAACACUUAGAAGAUCAGACUUCUGCUCGUAACACAUUCCAGGAAGAAGGGAGUGGCAUGAAAGAUGUUCCCGCCUGGCUGAAGAGUCUUCGCCUCCACAAGUACGCCGCCCUUUUCUCCCAGAUGACGUAUGACGAAAUGAUGACCCUGACCGAGUGUCAGCUCGAGGCACAAAACGUUACCAAAGGCGCAAGGCACAAAAUUGUGAUAAGUAUCCAGAAGCUGAAAGAGAGGCAAAACCUUCUCAAGUCCUUGGAGAGGGACAUCCUGGAAGGAGGCAACCUGCGCGUCCCCCUCCAGGAGCUUCACCAGAUGAUCCUCACCCCGAUCAAAGCGUACUCUUCGUGCAACUCGACGGUGGACGAGCACGGCCGGGACCCCGAGCCCCGUCACCCGGGCUCCCUGAUCAGCUCAGAGGGCCAAGGGUCGGACUGCAAGGACUCCGCCUCGGGGGGGAUGCAACAUCACCACUUGCCGGGCUGCGAGGGAGAAUCCGGAGGGGCCCCUCUACCGGAAGGUGACAUCCCGGGACAGUUUACAAAGGUGAUGGGGAAAGUGUGUACCCAGCUCCUUGUCUCCAGACCGGAUGAGGAGAACAUAAGCUCCUAUUUACAGCUCAUAGACAAAUGCCUAAUUCAUGAGGCCUUUACAGAGACGCAGAAGAAACGGCUGUUGUCAUGGAAACAGCAGGUGCAAAAACUCUUCCGGUCUUUCCCUCGGAAAUCCAUCCUAGACUUGUCGGGAUAUCGACAGCAAAGAGCCCGAGGAUUUGGCCAGUCAAGCUCCUUACCAACAGCUGGAUCUGUCGGUGCAGGAAUGGGCAGGCGGAACCCCCGCCAGUUCCAAAUCCCCUCCCGGAAUCUUCCCACUACAAGGCUGGGCCUGAUAGGCCCCAGUGGGCUUCUGGGAGCCGCCCAGCGCAACGCAGCCACCAACCCCACCAUCCUGAAACAAGGAAGGCAGAACCUUUGGUUUGCAAAUCCUGGAGGAAGCAACAGCAUGCCCAGCAGAACCCACAGUUCGGUCCAGAGAACCCGCUCGCUGCCGGUCCACACUUCUCCGCAAACGAUGCUCAUGUUUCAGCAACCAGAGUUCCAGAUACCGGUGGCAGAACCCGACAUUAAUAACAGGCUGGAGUCCUUGUGCCUCAGUAUGACCGAACACGCCCUGGGUGAUGGCGUUGACAGAACCUCGACCAUCUAGAUGACGGGGAGGGGUCUGCAGCGAGACCGCCGGCCGUGACGGAGCGACCGCGGCUGGACCAGUGGCAAACUGGGCAAUGAAUCCCACCCCCCUCCUUGCGCUGAGGGUCCCCGGAGAUGUUUUGUGACUUUUCCAUUUCCUUCCCUCCCCACCCCCCGUCCUUCCCCUCUGUCUCCCCGCCUCGUUAACCCAUCUCCGUUUCCACGUCCGUAAAGGUUUGCUUAUCUUACAGUUAAUGUCAGAAACGGAUUCCAAGAAUUACUGGGUUUCUUGCACACGCGGAGGAGAGGAUAUAUUUGGGGCGAUGGCAGAAACGGGAGAGUUCCCCUACAUCCCGGCAGUAUCUUACGGCAUCUAAGGGCAGGUAUCUUAGGGUCUAGUGGAUAGGCAAGAAGAAAUCUCCAGUGGGGAACCAGCCAACGAAACCCCGGUUUAUGAAGAAACGGACUUUUUCGAGUACAUCACGGAAGCGCGAUCCAAAAGGAAGGGAGCUCCGCACUUGACUGUAAAUACGUCCUGCGUUUCGUCGACGUUCAAGAAACCAGGAUUUGGAGCUGCUGUGAUUUAAGGGUGCGUGUGCGUGUGUCAAGAAACAGGAAACGAA
Gekko japonicus is the source of this 3320-nucleotide messenger RNA. It is a transcript of the gene SAMD4A, whose product is annotated as sterile alpha motif domain containing 4A. Gene Ontology annotation, biological process: regulation of mRNA stability; negative regulation of translation; nuclear-transcribed mRNA poly(A) tail shortening. Gene Ontology annotation, cellular component: P-body. The record is from RefSeq and is a predicted model, not a curated record. The coding region runs from base 599 to 2716 and encodes 705 amino acids. The transcript is spliced from 12 exons. NCBI's taxonomy places the organism in Eukaryota, Metazoa, Chordata, Lepidosauria, Squamata, Gekkonidae. Gene Ontology annotation, molecular function: translation repressor activity; protein binding; mRNA binding.